AUGACGGAACUUUCAUACAUGAUCUCUGAUAUUCAGACGCGAAUUUUCGAGAUUCAAGAGCUCAGGCACAAGUCACAAUCCAACGGGGAUGCAGCAAGUACAACCAGCAUCAUUGAUCAGUCCUUAAUGAGUUUGGACGAGAAGCUGGAAAGCGUGUCGAAAGGCAUCAAAUCUAUCAAUGACUCCCUUGAUCCACAUCUCCAAGCCACUCCUACGAUACCUCACAACGGCAGCGAAGCCGAAGCUAACGAAACUGCGGCUAUUAUUCGCAAACACAACACGUUGGUUUCCGAAUGGGAAGCUGUGCAAGACGAGAGUGAAGUUUUGAGAGAAGAGUUGAAGGAAGAUAAGUGGUUGACCGUGUUUCGGACUGUGACGGACCAAGCAGAUGGGAUGAUGUCGAGUCUGGAAAAGGGCGUUAAUCGGUGCCAGGAAUUUAUAUGGCAAGUUCACAGGAGAGGUAUUGAGGAUACGAUGGGUCACUCGCAGAUUUCGCUUACACGGCCCGAAAAGACUGCACCAACACUUGAAACAUUCACUGCGCUGCUGGAUUCUUUCGAAGCAAAGAAGAAGCACUACAUGCCAGCCACAUCAAAGGUUCUUGCAAUCAUUGACAAGGGAGUCCGCGACAGAGUGACAAAGAAUGGUGAAACUUUACGUCGACAUGCGGAAUCCGCUCAAAGAUGGAAGAAUCUACGAGAACGAAUAGCUCGGACUGACGCAGAUAUGGAUUCUGUGCGUCAAAUCUUGACGCACGGCGACGCAGGCAGCGAGCACGGUUCGUCUGGCACCGCAUCCACGCAAAAUGGAUAUCUUGCAACUCCACAGAGUGGACGUGCUCCCAGUUCUUCUAGUACAAUAUCUAGAUCGAUAUCACCUUUCAAAAAGUUUGCCAGGAGGUUGACAGGUAGUGCAAGGUCUCCAGUGUCGCCCGUGACGCCACUUUCAAUAAAUAAGAAUAAUGGUGCUCGAGCCCCCUCUUCUGAACCUGUUCCUCUUCGUCGACAAAAGACAUCUCUUUUUACAUCCCUUCGUGGUCCAACCACCCCAAUCACUCCUGAUCGACCUUCCCACAAAUACAGCCAGAGCCUCACCCCAGAUUCGUCUCCUCGGAAUGCACGAGUAGACUCCAAGAAUAAUGGCGGCAAAACUCUGAAUAAGUCCCCUUGGAACAGCUCGACAAAGGUUGAGCCUGAAGCGACAAUCAAAGGCACUCCUCCCAAGAGAGCCCCCUCGGCUGCUGGUCUGUAUAGCGAUGUAUCUUACUCAUCGUCGUCCGUGAAUUUCGGUGAUGGAACAUACAGAAGGAGUCUUUCAAGGGUAUCGAUGGCAUCUUCUCGUCCGUGGUCUCCAGUAACUUCGUCUGUGUCAACGAACCAAUCCUCAAAUGCGUUCUAUCGUCCACACCCUCCUCCCCCUCCCAUCCCUCUGUCAUUUAGGCCUCCGUCAAGAGCGCAGACACCUUCUCGUGCUCGUACUCCAGGUCUCACAAGUACUACACCCCGUCCAAGACCAAAAACCCCAAGUCAUAUUCCUGGACCUUCAGAUAAAUUGAGAUAUAUAGCUGGUAAAUCUGAUGCUGGAUGGGAUGAGGACGAAUCCGUCUCGGGACGGGCAUUCUCUCCUACCCAAAGUGUAACAUCAACUCCCGGAGACGGAGGCGCACACCCACCCCGGCCUCCAAGUCGAUCUAUGAUCCCCGUUCCCGCAUUGCAUCUUUCGUCUCCUUCAAGACCUGGAUCAUCCAUGUCAAUUCGAGCUAGAUCGGAGAGUCCGUCAUUCACAUUUAAAGCUCAUGCUAUGCGUUCGCAGACACCGGAGUCCACUUUAAAGGCAAGGAGUCAGCAGGUGCCUGUCUAUCAAGGUACUUUUGGCCGUUCGUCUGCACGACCUUCUCUGCCGCCUUCGAGUUUCCGAGAUGGCUCGAGCAGUCGUGCGCCUUCGCGAUCUACCUCGCGAGCGGGUGCUUCAACCCCAUCGGGGACUUCAGGUUUCCCGACCUGUGAAUACAUUCCAGGGAACAACAAAGACCCACUUGACGUCGAAGUCGCGUUCAUUGUCAACUCUAUUGCACAUGGCUUGUUGAUAGAGAGGGUUGAUCCCCCUAUCAAGAGAGUACCAGGAGAGAAUGAGGAGGUCAAGGCGCAAUACGCGUUUUCGAAUGCUCUGAGCCGGAAAGUAGUCACUUGCAAACUAACGACGUUGACGAGGUCGGGGAAGAGCGGGACGAUGACGACGAAGAAAGUUAUGUGUCGUGUUGGUGGAUGGCAGGAUUUAACCCACUAUAUCCUGAGUCGUCAAGCUGGCAUGUGA
Lentinula edodes (shiitake mushroom) is the source of this 2313-nucleotide messenger RNA. RefSeq lists its product as uncharacterized. Gene Ontology annotation, molecular function: microtubule binding. The coding region runs from base 1 to 2313 and encodes 770 amino acids. The transcript is spliced from 5 exons. Lineage: Eukaryota; Fungi; Basidiomycota; Agaricomycetes; Agaricales; Omphalotaceae. Gene Ontology annotation, cellular component: mating projection tip; cell cortex; spindle pole body. The record is from RefSeq and is a predicted model, not a curated record. Gene Ontology annotation, biological process: mitotic spindle orientation checkpoint signaling; establishment of spindle localization; nuclear migration along microtubule.